GGCUUGCUUAAGGGACUACACCACUAGGCGCUCUUCACGCAUUUGAACAGCUCUAUAUCACCCUCGAAACAAGAAACGAUAUGUCGCAAAGAAGUGGAGCAUCAAGAUCUUCCAGACACGCAAGAGACAUUUAUGCGUUUGUGGACAUGGUUCGUGAAAGACAAGAAAGACAAAAGAGCGAGGAGACGGAGCCCACGAUGGACUCCCAACAACCCUUACAACGAGAGGAGUUCGAGCCGAUGGAGGACCCGUCAAAUGAUGGUGAUGCUAGGAGCGUUGCUUCUAGCCAACCGGUAUGCUGCUCGACCUCACCUCCACCAUCACCACCAGCCCCUAGAGCUCCUCCACCGCCGAGCAAAAAUGCGGCUAUGAAUGUAAGUGAUGGACGCUUCCCAACUCAUGACCCAUACUUCCAUCCACGCCUCCCUCGCAAUCAUCCUUACCAUUUCGGCCCAAGACAAGGAGAGAUACCUCACCGUCCCGUUUAUGGAAUACCCCCUCCACCUCCCAUGGGUAUGACUCGGGAGGAAAGGGAACGAGUGUGGGAUAUAGCCGGUGGAUUAAGGGAUGCCCGAGUGAGGGUUUGACAUCAAGAAGUCAUGAUGGAAAGAGCCUUGGGAGCAAUGAGACGAAUGGGAGACGAUACGGGCAUGGCAAUAGAUGGAGUGCUCCAUUGUGGUAGUUCUUGUGCUUAGGAAAUGACCCUAAGGAUGUUUUAUUCAUGAACUUAUUCGAUAGACAAAUGUUUGUACUUUGUUAUGAUUUUCUUGGACUUGUUUGUGGUUGUGUGACUAUGAUCACAUGGUUGUUGGCA
Erigeron canadensis is the source of this 814-nucleotide messenger RNA. Its product is annotated as cyclin-K-like. Bases 81 to 587 code for a protein of 168 amino acids. The transcript has 2 exons. The record is from RefSeq and is a predicted model, not a curated record. NCBI's taxonomy places the organism in Eukaryota, Viridiplantae, Streptophyta, Magnoliopsida, Asterales, Asteraceae.